AGCUGACAAAACUGUUAAGUAGUCAAUGCUUUCACAAAUGCACCCAUAAUAAUUUUGAGCUUUUUUCCUAUUUUUCCCAAAGUCAAAGAUUUUGCUUCGUAAAUUAUCUAUGUUUAAAGACUGGUUAAUAACUUCUAGUGUGUUCAUAUGACCCUUGACUUCUGCGGAUGUGUUGUAAUAUAAAUAGCAGAAAGUCAAAUGUCCAAAGUAAAGCACAUCAUUUUCAAAUCUUAGAACAAUGCCAAAAGGAAUAGUUUGGUUAAUGACCAGGUGCUUGUACAUCUGGCUGGUUGCAUCGUCGCUUUCUAAAGCCUAUAGUGAUUAUGGGGACGAUCAUACAGGAACAGAUGAUGACGGUUAUCCCAGUUGGAUGGAAUAUUCCCACAAUAAUAAUGAUCCUUGCCUUUCAAACCCUUGCCAGAACCAGGGAAUCUGUGAAACAACUGCUUCAGGUUUCACCUGCCGAUGUCCUCGCCCAUUCAUCGGAAAAAGAUGCCAGAAUGUGAAUGAUCCUUGCAAGAAAAACAUGUGUAAGAAUGGAGAAUGCAUUAUCCAGUCCAACCCACCGUAUUAUAAGUGUAAAUGCAAGCACCCAUAUGUAUUACCUACAUGCAAAAAAGCAACUGCACCAUGUAAUCCUAAUCCGUGUAAACAUGGAGCCACAUGCAAAACUGGGAAGAAAAAAUCCUUCACUUGUAACUGCCCUGGAUCAUUCAGAGGAGAGCUUUGUGAAAUUGCACCAAAUGAAUGUUACCAGGCUAAUGGUGUGUCGUACAGAGGUCGUGUGAAACAGACGGAACAGGGGAAGAAGUGCCUUCACUGGAGCUCUAACUUGCUGCUCAAAGAAGCCAUUGGUACUCACAUGCAAACCCCCAGCAAAUAUGGCAUUGGUGAUCACAAUUAUUGCAGAAAUCCUGAUGGUGAUGAAAAACCUUGGUGCUAUUUUAAGGAGAAGAACAAUAAAUUAAAUUGGGAUCAUUGCAACAUAUCUCAAUGCGCUGCAGCAGCUGGAACACAACCCCAUCGGCCAGCAACAACCAGACCUGCUCCCCGAUCGACUACCGCUCCUUCCACAGCUGUACCCUUCCAGUGUGGAGUGCCGGAGGUCGGAAAUGUCACGUUCAAAAUCUUUGGAGGGAAAAGAACAGUACCUGGAAAAUAUCCGUGGCAAGUGUCUCUGCAGCUGAAGAAUCGUGUUGGACUCUAUAAACCAGGACAUCUAUGUGGUGGAGCAUUGAUCAAGCCAUGUUGGGUUCUCACUGCUGCACACUGCAUUUUUUCACAGGCACAACCUAAAGACUUCCGCUUACAACUUGGUAAACAAGACCUUCAGAGAGAUGAAACCCAUCAGCAAAUCUUUGAUGUUGAAAACAUCAUUGUCCAUGAUAAUUAUCAAGAGACCUCCGUGGGAUUAUAUAAUGAUAUUGCGUUGUUGAAGAUUAAACAAGUCAACGGUCAUUGUGCCAAGGAAACUAAAUACGUAAAAACUGUAUGCAUGCCAGACAGUGAUUUUCAGCCAGGCACAGAUUGCCAUAUUUCAGGAUGGGGACAAACUGAAACAGAGGCAGCUUCCAAUCAAUUGCUGCAUACAAAGGUGAAGCUGAUAUCUGACCAACACUGUAAGGACCCUCGGGCCUAUGGAAACGCUAUCAAUCACACCAUGUUUUGCGCAGGAAGUCUAGACGGAAGUGUGGAUUCAUGUCAGGGUGAUUCUGGAGGACCACUGACUUGUAUGAAAAAUGGCCGCCACCAGGUCUAUGGAAUCGUGAGCUGGGGGGAUCGCUGUGGAGUGAAGUAUAAACCUGGGGUUUAUGUACGCCUCACCGCGUUCCUUAAGUGGAUUAAAGCACGAGCUACCUAAGUUUCAUAAUACUAGUGAUUAUUGUGAAACCCAAAAAAGAAGUUUGACAUUGGUAUUUAAAUAUACAUUAUUCCUGGAGAAACUGCAUUAAGGACGUUAAAAUGUGUCAUUACCACAAUGACAAUAAGAUCACUUCCACCAUAUUAAUACCAAUUCAGCUUUUGAUUAUUAUUAAUUAUGUAUGCCUGUAAUAUUGUUCAUUAUUAUGAAGUAUAACUGUAAUCCUCUUUUUUGUGAUUGCAUUUGUAAAGUGCCUUUAAUUUUGACCUACCAUUUUGAUCUACAACACUCACAAAGCUUGUCAUGUUAUUUCAUAUUUUAAUAAACAAAUCAGAACUACACUUUCUUACAUACAA
Amblyraja radiata (thorny skate) is the source of this 2217-nucleotide messenger RNA. RefSeq names its product hyaluronan-binding protein 2-like. The transcript is spliced from 13 exons. The coding region runs from base 239 to 1861 and encodes 540 amino acids. The record is from RefSeq and is a predicted model, not a curated record. Gene Ontology annotation, biological process: blood coagulation; proteolysis. Lineage: Eukaryota; Metazoa; Chordata; Chondrichthyes; Rajiformes; Rajidae. Gene Ontology annotation, molecular function: serine-type endopeptidase activity; calcium ion binding.